Mya arenaria is the source of this 3981-nucleotide messenger RNA. RefSeq lists its product as uncharacterized. Bases 544 to 1830 code for a protein of 428 amino acids. Lineage: Eukaryota; Metazoa; Mollusca; Bivalvia; Myida; Myidae. The transcript has 2 exons. The record is from RefSeq and is a predicted model, not a curated record.
UUCUAAUUUGUUUUACUCAAACGUAGAAAUUUAUAUUUUCAAUACUUUUAAAAACAUGGUGUCAGGCACCAACAGGUAUAUGCCAGGAAGAUAAUUGUCAAGUGUUCUAUUUCGCUUUGAAUAGAACAUUCACUCAGAAACCAUCGACAUCUGCAAGGAAGUGAGUGACAGAUUAAAGAUUGAAUUGGCAUUCGAGCUAACUACUGCCAUUCGUCAAAUUUGAUGACAAAGAUAACAGGGUGUAACCUUUAACAAAAUUCACAUUCGCGAUCUGGAUCGAAGUUCGAUAAAGCGUGCACCCUCUUGUGAUUACUACAACGUGUGUGUCAAAGUGUUUAUCGCAAAACGAAGUUAGUUCUGAAACUGUUAAAUCACGAACUUAUUCGAUCAUCGCGAAGAAUUACCCACUGGAAAAAGAUUUUAAAGAAAGGUCAGCAACAAAUUAUACGUUCUCCAUGAAAACAUACGAUGACAAGAAAUGCUGAGGAUAUUGGUUGCUGCUUCUGUGGUCUUGUUGUUGCCCACCUUUACAAACAUCGAUGAAUGUUAAAUACAUCAAAACUUCUGCAAUUCGUUAAAAAGAAUGGUAGCGGUACUUUAAAUAAUCAAAAUAUGGAGGCCCAAGAUAUCUUUUUGCCAUUGCUCAAAGCUGUCAAGAAUGCAAGUUCAUACAUUGAACGUGGAAUGUCAACGUCCAUUUACAAGAUAGAAAGCUUCUUCCAUACCAUAAGUACAGCGAUGGCGAGUAAAGUUUCCUUUAUAACAGCAACACUGGAUGUUGUAUUAAGAUCCCCCGUGACUGUGAUAACAACUUUGCUCAGCCUUAUACAGAACAUUUUGAAUGGCACUGUAUACAUUCUACUUGAUGUUAUACAUUUCUGCAUGGAAGAAUGUCUUGUUUUUGCCAUCAGAGCAGUUAUGUACAUUCUUUGUUCUGUUAUUGCCAACAUCUUUACUGCUACAUCUAUGGCAAUAUCUUUACUGUUUACGACUUUAGUAGGUAAUAUAACUCUGCUCGACAUUAUACAGACAAUUUUGAAUGGGAAUGUAUGCAUUCUACUUGAGGUGAUACUUUCUUGCAUUCAAGAAUGUCUUAUUUUCGCCAUCAGGGCAGUUCUGUACAUUCUUUAUUCUGUUAUUGUCAACAUCCUAUCGGUGGCAAUAUCUUUACUAUUUACGACUUUAGUAGGUUAUAUAACUAUCGUCGACUUUGUCGUCUUUACUUUCGUCUUUCCUGUAUGUGAUGUACUGUUCUGGAUAUUAGCAGGAUUAUCUAUCGUAGUAGGCUUGUUUUACCUGCAUAGGAAAUUGGCACAAGUAAGAGGGUGGGAACCAGAAGUAAUAAAAUACCUCCUUGCGUUGCCUGUUGUUUGCGCUUUCACAUAUAUUUGGAGAAAUGAAUGUGCCGAUAUUCUAUCAUAUAUUGUUCACCCAUUAUGUUACAUUUUUAUAUUGGUAUGUUGUACGUUUGUAACUAUGAAAUUAUGCCAAUUGAUAUUUCACGAAAAACUCAAAUUCAUGUUUAAAGAAACACUGAAAGGUAACGCAUCAAAGGAGGACCCCAUAUGCAAAGAAUGCGUUAUAUGCUUUGAAGAAAACGUAUUCGUAACGAUAGUUCCAUGUAUGCACAGCAACAUCUGCCAGCCGUGCAUUUCCCAUAUAAAAUUGGACUCUAACCGAUGUCCCAUGUGCAGAGGAAUAAUUCAGGACGUCCAGAUACCACUGUCACUACUUAGGGACAGAAAGGAUGUGUUUGUGUAUUUCAACAAAUUAUACUAUAUUGCCUCGUGUGUUUAUUUUACAAUUUUAGCAUCCACUCAACCUAGAUAGUUUAAAACAAUUAAGAAAGUAGGCAGAUUUAUUUUAUGAAUGUUUUUUGUGACGAUUUUGGUAAAUAAUGUAUUAAAAUCAUAUAUUUUAUUUUAUCAUCACUUGAACGUUAGACCUUACUUCCAAACGAAAAUAGCUAAUUUUCAUCAAAUAUUCUACAAAAGUUUCUGAAUUAAUGCGCACGGUGUAAUAUUUAGUUUUCCUCAUAUAAUUUCAAUAGUUAAUUAACUAUUCCAUUCAAAUCAUUAUCGAAUUACUAUUAAAAGAAAAAUAGAAAUAAACAAAUCAGUUGCAUGAAGGUUACCAACUAAGCUAUUUUUGUCCAAUUAAAUUGUUUACAAAUAUUCUUUAACGAAUAGAAAUAGAGAAAUAGUAUAUAACUCGUGUGGUACAAAUCAACACGCACUGGUUGUAUAAAACCGAAAACAUAUUUAACAUGUGAUAAAAUACCUCGUGAUUGAAAUUAUUCACUCACCACCGUGUAUAAUUUCAAUAGCUCUGAUAUGUUCAUAUAAUGUGCGUCCUACAAUGCUUUGCGAAGUGUCACUUUGAUCAAAAACAUAAUUUACUUUCAAGUUUAUCAUGUGAAUCAGUAUUCCAUUGAGCAAUUUCAUCAAAAGUGAAAAUAUUCAAGUGUUUAGUUAUAUAAAGUGACAUUUACAUUUGCAUCAAGUAACACCAUAUUGAACUUGAACAUUGGCAUUAUGCACUUGUGUAACGUACUUUGGUAACUUGCUACUUAUUACAUGUAUGUUAAUGACUGUAAUUGUAGCAUGCAACCGUAAGAUAUCAUCUGAACAAUGCAUUUAUAGUAUAGCUGUGUUCGAUUUGAACGAUGUCUAUUGAUAUAGUCUUUAAAAUAAACAAUAACCUGUAUCUAAUUGCCUGCUGAUGUGUGUAUGGUAUCUUAAUUGCAUACAUGUUCUCUCUUUUUUUACUGUGUAAGGAAGUAUUUUAACCCCCAUAGAAUCAGGACCCCGGUCAUAAUUCUUAAGGAAACGGUAUUCCCGGGUCGUGUAGAAGAGUCAUAAUAUUAUGACCCUGGUGGCGAUAUAUUGAUAUCCAGAGAUCACUUUUUCUAAAGAAUAAUGACCGGGGGAGAAGUUGAGAUUAGAUGAGGGCCAAAUUGAUGCAGUCAAAGUUGAGGGAAGAAAUACUACAUUAAGAAAAGGUUCCAUAUGGCUUAUUAUUAUUAUUAUUAUUAUUAUUAUUAUUAUUAUUUAUUAUUAUUAUUAUUAUUAUUAUUAUUAUUAUUAUUAUUAUUAUUAUUAUUUAUACUAAAAUGAAAGGUCAUCACUUUGAAAAAAGCGAAGUCUCUUCAGUCGCAACUACGUAUUGUUUAUUGUCGCGAGAGCAGCAGCAGAAUUAGUACUUAGUGGAAGUCGAAAAUGUGGUAGUAGCAGUAGUAAAUGUUGGUAUUGUUGUUGUACAAUUUGCAACAUUAGCGGUGAAAUAAGUAAUAGUAGUAGGAGUAGCAACAUCAUUGUUUUCACUUAUACUUGUAGAAGUAUCAACAGCAAUACCUGCAGCAGUACCACCUGUAUUAAUUACUUAGACUUGUUCGCAUAAUACAUAUUUAUUUAAAUUACAAUAUAAAAUCGUCGGUUCCUCUCGGUUGUGUCACUAGUUUAUAGACACGACCGUGGGGAGGCGUUAUUGUAUGGGGGUUCAAUAUAUACAGAAAAGGGCUCACCUUUUGUAAAGAAAAAUGACCGUGGUCAUGAUUCUAUUGGGCUCAAAAUACUUCCUUACACCGGCGUUCGUUCUGUUUCCCAAAAGUUUAUGACCGGUAGGACUGCAACUGCAUAACUAUUGAAGUAUCUUUUGAAGAAUGGUGACAUAGUUUUAGCGUUAUGCUUGAUUGUUUUUUAUCGUCUUUUUUAAGAUUAACUUUGAAUUUAUGCAAGUCUGUUUAUUGGAGGUGAAUGUUUGAAACAGUGAUGACUAGUCAGACUUAAUAGCACUAGCAGUUCUUAUUAGCUUUUAACGGCUUUUAUCAGGACCUGGUUAUAGACUCUAAAAACGUUUGCACUAUUAUUGAAGAAUGACGGAUGGAUCUCAACAUACGGAUUUUUGUUGUGAAUAUGUAUAAUAUUAUAAUGUAUUAAAUUAUCACUUUUCAAAGACAGGAUAUUUGUAGACCAUGUGUAC